This is a messenger RNA of Doryrhamphus excisus (bluestripe pipefish), 1975 nucleotides long. RefSeq names its product mitochondrial ribosomal protein L30 (gene mrpl30). NCBI's taxonomy places the organism in Eukaryota, Metazoa, Chordata, Actinopteri, Syngnathiformes, Syngnathidae. Gene Ontology annotation, cellular component: mitochondrion; large ribosomal subunit. Gene Ontology annotation, molecular function: structural constituent of ribosome. Gene Ontology annotation, biological process: translation. The record is from RefSeq and is a predicted model, not a curated record.
UAUAUUUCCGGUUCCGGGUUACCAUAAAAUUGUCUUCCUCGUAGGUGCUUGACUUAAUUUGUUCUCUUUAUUUAAUAUCUUAUAAUAUCAACGUGUGUAAUUUAUUUUUUGUACUAUACAUACUAUUAGGAGGCUGUAGUUUACAGGCAUAUUUACGCUGAUUUUGACGCCAUAACCUUGGCCUGCAUGUCGGUCAGAUAACACCAUUGAAUGGAUGUACUUAAGAAUUAAAUAAAACAUGUCAACACUCGGUUUAAAGUCGUCACCAUUCAAGACACUAACAGCAGCUGCACUUUCGCGUUGCCUCACGUUUGUUUCUGCACGCAGCAAGUUCAGCAAAGCAAGAAUUCCGAAAGAGAUUUUUGCAGAGCGGUCACAAGAACAUGAAAAGUACGGCGGUGACCCUAACCAGCCCCACAAACUGCACUUAGUGACCAGAGUUAAAAGUGUGGUGAGAAGGCCAUACUGGGAGAAAGACAUGGUCAAGAGAUUUGGCCUUGAAAAGGCAAACGUACCCGUCAUCCACAAAAACACACCUGCAGUCAACAGCCAGCUGAAGUUCAUCAAACAUCUUAUCAGGAUCGAGCCGCUGAGGACUCCAUACGGACUUCCCGCUGAGCAGGACAUGGCUGACUCCUACAUCAACAGCAAAGGAGAGCUGAUUGUUCGACGCUUGCUUCAGUCUGUUGACACCAAGGCCAUUGAGUCUUAGAUUAUGAAUAUAUAAAGAUGUAGUUGCAACUGGUGGAGCCAUUAAACAUUACAAAUUAAAACAUUUGACGGCAAGUGUAUAAUGUCUAAGAUUCCAUGAAGAGUCCUACACCAGAUUUGUUUACAACCCUCAGCUUAUAUUCAACCAGUCAUUUUUUUGUUAAAGAAAUAAUUAUACAGUUUUGACAAAAUGGUGCUCAUUGCAUUACACAACUGCCACAACUUUAUACACAAAUGGUUUAAUGAGUUCAAUCUCUAAUUGGUCAAACUUGCUACAUGGAAAUGAGUAAAAAUAUUUUGAAACAAGAUGUCAGGAGGAAUAACUUGUUGACCAAACAAAGCCACAAAUUGUCAGAACAAGAAUGGCAGAGAGACCAGCUCAGUAUUAAUGAGCUUAGCAGUCUUCCACCUAACAAUAAUGGUCAUGUUCCUCUCUAACAAUGAAAGCAAGCAAACAUCCUGUCACCAAAGACAAAUGGGUCAUCCAACGUGGAGACUGUGGGCUGACUAUGUGACUAUAAAAACGAGGUAGCCCAGAGAGAGGAGCCAUACAUUCUCUCAGAUGUUCCUCAGUCAUCAUCAUCAGAGUCUGUGUCAUAGCCUCGCCCUCGGAUGCUUUUCUUCUCCACCUUGGUGAACUUGGAGUGGGACUUCUGUGUGGCUGUAGGUGGCUCCAUCAGGUUACCACUACAACAAAAAAGUUACAAUUCCCUCAGACAGUGUGUGUGAACAAAAUGAUAUGAUUGUUAGAAAGCUAAAAGGGCCAAUAAUGAGAUGAAUUUAGGAAUAUAAUUUACAUUAUUUUUUACUUUUUUUUUUUUUUAAUCCCUUUAUACAACCAAGAAUCAAGAGUGAUUUUUUUUCAAAUAUAAUGGAAAAAAACUUCUGAUUACAUAUAAAAACAUAAAAAUAAAAUUCUAAUCUGAAACUGGGGAGUUUACUGUGGUGGCAAAUGAGUGUACGUACCUGUAGUUAAUAACAUCGGCACAGCCAAGUCGCCACUCCAGCAUCUCUGUGCUGAACUCGUCUGUGUUACCCAGAUCGCUGAAUCCGACCACGUAGUCCUUUGAUUUCCCGUCAAUGAGCAGCGCCAGGGUGGGGAUGACUUUAAUGCGCAGCCGCUCCGUGAGGAAGGGUGCCUUUUCCACAUUGAGUUUGAUGAAUUUGGUCUCCACAUGUUUCUUUGCCAGGAGGGACAAGUGUUUGUCCAGGAUCUUACAUCUGUGUAUGUUGACAGUGAUAAAGUAAAUCUCUUUAAUGUCUA